This is a messenger RNA of Cryptococcus amylolentus CBS 6039, 984 nucleotides long. RefSeq lists its product as hypothetical. Gene Ontology annotation, biological process: positive regulation of ribosomal protein gene transcription by RNA polymerase II. The record is from RefSeq and is a predicted model, not a curated record. The transcript is spliced from 4 exons. NCBI's taxonomy places the organism in Eukaryota, Fungi, Basidiomycota, Tremellomycetes, Tremellales, Cryptococcaceae. Bases 1 to 984 code for a protein of 327 amino acids. Gene Ontology annotation, molecular function: DNA-binding transcription factor activity, RNA polymerase II-specific; RNA polymerase II cis-regulatory region sequence-specific DNA binding.
AUGCAGACUACCUACCAAAGCAAGUUCCCUCGAGGAGCUUUGCAAGCUCUGGCAGGCUUUGACCCCCACAACAGAGGUGCCUAUCGCAUUGUGCGCGACUAUGACGUCCCCGUCAGCCUUGUCAAUCAGGCUUUCCCUUGGCUUAAUGAAGCUGAAAAGCAGUUGGAUGAUGCAGCCGAAACUGACAAAGCUGGUCGGGCUUUGGUCAAAGCCAUGAGGUUCUUGGCCAAGGUCGUUGUCCAAGAUGCCCCCUUUCUCAGGAAGCUCACGCCACAACAUUUUGUCUGGAAGCACGAGCUAUUCUCGGAUCCAGUCUACCUCGACUAUGAAGCCAAGGCUCUUGCAGAGGCUGAAACCUCCCAGUUUUCUGUCAGCGACGAGCUGCAAAGAGCCAUACCGGAACUGAGCGAUGUCAUGGUCAACGGUUUCCGCGCGAUGACCUCAGAGCUACAAGGCGUGAAAAGACAAGUGGUUGAACUUGGUGCCGGUCAAGAAGAGCUUAAGAGAAAAGUGGCUGACCGAAGGGGAGACGAGGCCUGGAGACAGAUGUUACGAGGCCUCGCUUGCUCAUUGGAGGCCAUGGCUCAACAAGUCGGACCUGACGGAGCUGUCAGCAGUUCCUAUAUGACUAAUAACACCCCUCAAGCGUCUAACGGCCAAGUUACGAACGCUCCCCAUGACGGGCCCUCAACUACCCAAGCAGCACAGAUCUACAAGAUGGAUCGCGAGUUCGAGGACGUGAACGGUCGACUUCCUGUUAAAGACAUGCUCAGCAUACCUGAGUUCAAGAAGAAUGAGGCCAAAAAGAAACACUUCUCAAGAAGGCAGCAGAUCUAUGGAGUCGUGGUUGAUCUCGCGAAGAAGAAGACUAUAGAAGAAAAGGAGGCAGCAAGGCUGGUGGAGGAUUACAGGAGGGCAAAGGGGUACAGUCUCCAUCAGCUACAAAAGCUGGUGAGGCAAGCAUUCAAUAACGAUGAGAUUUGA